GCAGCCAACCCCCUGGAUUGGGAGGGCAAACUCCCUAGGGCUGGCACAGUAGGGCCCCCUCUGGGUGUUCAGAAUGGGCUGAGUCAGACAGAGUCUCUCCCCUGAUUUCCCUCCUCUUCCCAAACUGGCAAACUUUAUUUUGCUGUUGCACCUUCAGCAGGUGCAAAGGACAUAGGAGGAGGGGUCCUUGCUGUCCAAGAUGGCAUGACUCUGGGGAGUGAGUGUGGAAGAGGCAGCUGGGUUGGAGAAGCUCACUGGACAGUGCCCUCUGACCCGCCUCCUCCCUCCUGCCAGUGUGCACCGGCACAGACAUGAAGCUGCAGCUCCCAGCCAGUCCUGAGACCCACCUGGACAUGCUGCGCCACCUCUACCAGGGCUGUCAGGUGGUGCAGGGUAACCUGGAGCUCACCUACCUGCCUGCCAAUGCCAGUCUCUUCUUUCUACAGGAUAUCCAGGAGGUGCAGGGCUACGUGCUCAUCGCUUACAACCAAGUGAGACAGGUCCCACUGCAAAGGCUGCGAAUCAUACGAGGCACCCAACUCUUUGAGGACAACUAUGCUCUGGCCGUGCUGAACAACGGAGACCUGCUGGACGGUGCCACCCCUGUUGCAGGGGCUGCCCCAGGAGGGCUGCGGGAGCUGCAGCUUCGAAGCCUCACAGAGAUCCUGAAGGGAGGGGUCUCGAUCCAGCAGAACCCGCAGCUCUGCCACCAGGACACGAUUUUGUGGAAGGACAUCUUCCACAAGAACAACCAGUUGGCCCUCAUGAAGAUAGACACCAACCGCUCCCGGGCCUGCCAACCCUGUUCUCCAGCUUGUGAAGCCUCCCGCUGCUGGGGAGAAAGUUCCAAGGAUUGUCAGAACUUGACUCAAACUGUGUGUGCCAGUGGCUGUGCCCGCUGCAAGGGCCCGAAGCCCACCGACUGCUGCCAUGAGCAGUGUGCUGCUGGUUGCACGGGCCCCAAGCACUCUGACUGCCUGGCCUGCCUCCACUUCAACCACAGUGGCAUCUGUGAGCUGCACUGCCCAGCCCUGGUCAUCUACAACACGGAUACCUUUGAGUCCAUGCCCAACCCAGAGGGUCGUUACACCUUUGGUGCCAGCUGUGUGACCACCUGUCCCUACAACUACCUGUCAACGGAUGUGGGAUCCUGCACCCUGGUCUGUCCCCUGAACAACCAAGAGGUGACAGCUGAGGAUGGAACACAGCGGUGUGAGAAAUGCAGCAAGCCCUGUGCCCGAGUGUGCUAUGGUCUGGGCAUGGAACACCUGCGGGAGGUGAGGGCGGUCACCAGUGCCAAUAUCCAGGAGUUUGCCGGCUGCAAGAAGAUCUUUGGGAGCCUGGCAUUUCUGCCAGAGAGCUUUGAGGGGGACCCAGCCUCUAACACUGCCCCCCUACAGCCUGAGCAGCUCAGAGUGUUUGAGACCUUGGAGGAGAUCACAGGUUACCUAUACAUCUCAGCGUGGCCAGACAGCCUGCCUGACCUUGGUGUCUUCCAGAACCUGCAAGUGAUCCGGGGACGUGUUCUGCAUGAUGGUGCCUACUCGCUGACGCUGCAAGGGCUGGGCAUCAGAUCGCUGGGGCUGCGCUCGCUGCGGGAACUGGGCAGUGGGCUGGCCCUCAUCCACCGCAACACCCACCUCUGCUUUGUACACACGGUGCCCUGGGACCAGCUCUUCCGGAACCCUCACCAGGCCCUGCUCCACAGUGCCAACCGGCCAGAGGAUGAGUGUGUGGGUGAGGGCCUGGCCUGCUACCCGCUGUGCGCCCACGGGCACUGCUGGGGUCCGGGGCCCACCCAGUGCGUCAACUGCAGCCAGUUCCUUCGGGGCCAGGAGUGCGUGGAGGAGUGCCGAGUACUGCAGGGGCUCCCCCGGGAGUAUGUGAAGGACAGGCACUGUCUGCCGUGCCACUCCGAGUGUCAGCCCCAGAAUGGCUCAGUGACGUGCUUAGGAUCGGAGGCUGACCAGUGUAUGGCCUGUGCCCACUACAAGGACUCUCCUUUCUGUGUGGCUCGAUGCCCCAGUGGUGUGAAACCUGACCUCUCCUUCAUGCCCAUCUGGAAGUUCCCAGAUGAGGAGGGCACAUGCCAGCCGUGCCCCAUCAACUGCACCCACUCCUGUGUGGAACUGGAUGACAAAGGCUGCCCCGCAGAGCAGAGAGCCAGCCCCGUGACAUCCAUCAUUGCUGCCGUGGUGGGCACUCUGCUGGUCAUGGUUGUGGGGAUCGUCCUCGGCAUCCUAAUCAGGAGGCGGCGGCAAAAGAUCCGGAAGUACACGAUGCGGAGGCUGCUGCAGGAAACGGAGCUGGUGGAGCCGCUGACACCUAGUGGAGCAAUGCCCAACCAGGCUCAGAUGCGGAUCCUCAAAGAGACAGAGCUGAGGAAGGUGAAGGUGCUUGGAUCCGGAGCCUUUGGCACAGUCUACAAGGGCAUCUGGAUCCCUGAUGGGGAGAAUGUGAAGAUCCCAGUAGCCAUCAAGGUGUUGAGGGAAAACACAUCUCCUAAAGCCAACAAAGAAAUCCUGGAUGAAGCAUAUGUGAUGGCUGGUGUGGGCUCCCCAUAUGUGUCACGCCUCCUGGGCAUCUGCUUGACCUCCACGGUGCAGCUGGUGACACAGCUUAUGCCCUAUGGCUGCCUCCUAGACCACGUCCGAGAACACCGCGGGCGCCUGGGCUCCCAGGACCUGCUGAACUGGUGUGUGCAGAUUGCCAAGGGAAUGAGCUAUUUGGAGGACGUGCGGCUCGUGCACAGGGACCUGGCUGCCCGGAAUGUGCUGGUCAAGAGUCCCAACCACGUCAAGAUCACAGACUUUGGGCUGGCUCGACUACUGGACAUUGAUGAGACAGAGUACCAUGCGGAUGGGGGCAAGGUGCCCAUCAAGUGGAUGGCGCUGGAGUCCAUUCUCCGCCGACGGUUCACCCACCAGAGUGAUGUGUGGAGCUAUGGUGUGACUGUGUGGGAGCUGAUGACUUUUGGGGCCAAGCCUUACGAUGGGAUCCCAGCCCGGGAGAUCCCUGACCUACUGGAGAAGGGGGAACGGCUGCCCCAGCCCCCUAUCUGCACCAUCGACGUCUACAUGAUCAUGGUGAAAUGUUGGAUGAUUGACUCUGAAUGUCGGCCUCGGUUCCGGGAGUUGGUGUCUGAAUUCUCCCGCAUGGCCAGGGACCCCCAACGCUUUGUGGUCAUCCAGAAUGAGGACUUGGGCCCUGCUAGCCCCUUGGACAGCACCUUCUACCGAUCACUGCUGGAAGAUGACGACAUGGGGGACCUGGUGGAUGCUGAGGAGUACCUGGUACCCCAGCAAGGCUUCUUCUGCCCAGACCCUGCCCCGGGUGCUGGGGGCACAGCCCACCGCAGGCAUCGCAGCUCAUCCACCAGGAGUGGCGGUGGUGAUCUGACACUGGGGCUAGAGCCCUCUGAGGAAGAGCCCCCCAAGUCUCCACUGGCACCCUCCGAAGGGGCAGGCUCUGAUGUGUUUGACAGCGACUUGGGUAUGGGGGCAGCCAAGGGACUGCAGAGCCUCUCCCCACAUGACCCCAGCCCUCUACAGCGGUACAGUGAGGACCCCACAGUAUCCCUGCCCUCCGAGACUGAUGGCUAUGUUGCCCCCCUGACCUGCAGCCCCCAGCCAGAAUAUGUGAACCAGCCAGAGGUUCGCCCGAAGCCCCCCUCACCCCUGGAGGGCCCUCUGCCUCCUCCUCGAUCUGCCAGUGCCACUCUGGAAAGGCCCAAGACUCUCUCCCCCAAGACUCUCUCCCCUGGGAAGAACGGGGUUGUCAAAGACGUUUUUGCCUUUGGGGGUGCCGUGGAGAAUCCUGAGUACUUGGCACCCCGCAGCAGGGCUGCCCCUGAGCCCCACCCUCCUCCAGCCUUCAGCCCAGCCUUUGACAACCUCUAUUACUGGGACCAGGACCCACCAGAGCGGGGCUCUCCACCCAGCACCUUUGAAGGGACCCCUACAGCAGAGAACCCUGAGUACCUGGGCCUGGAUGUGCCAGUAUGAGCCAAAAGGCCAAGUCUGCUUAGGCCCUGCUGAACCCUCGGGGAGUGGGGAAGGCCUGACUUCCGGCCUGUGUCGGGAUGAUGUGGGGCAAGGGCCCUUGGACCAUAUCCAAUGGAGCCUGCCAUGCCAGGAACCUUCCUUCCUAUUCUAAUUCCCAGGUGGCUAAGAGGGGCCCAGCCUGGCUGGAAGAGGAGGCAGCAGUGGGAAGGAAGUCUUCAUUAAUUUGGAGUCUUGUCCCAGCAGACUAGGGUCCAAUGGAUGCCACAGCCACAGUCUCUUCACCUGAGGGAGCAGCCCAGCCUGGCUCUCUUCUUCCAGAUCCUGGGCACUGAAGGACUUAAGAGAAGCUGGGCCUAGGAGGGGAAGAGGCCCGAAGGGAGUGUCUAGACCAGAGUAAUCCAUUCACAGACUGUUUCUGAAUCCUAGCUCUGUCCCUAGAAAGAAGGGAACAGCAGUAGUGCCCAGGUCUAGUCCUUGUACAGAGUGCUUUUUUUGUUUUGUUUUUACUUAUGUUUUUUGUGUUUUGUUUUUUUUUAAAAAAAGCUGAAAUAAGGACUCGGGGAGAGUGGGUAUUGU
Messenger RNA from Miniopterus natalensis, 4580 nucleotides. The record is from RefSeq and is a predicted model, not a curated record. NCBI's taxonomy places the organism in Eukaryota, Metazoa, Chordata, Mammalia, Chiroptera, Miniopteridae.